CCAGAGAAGAAAGAAAAAGUAAGUCUGCUCAACCGCCCACUGCAGGAGACGGGGGGAUGUUUCACUAUCUUGGAUUUACAACCAUUUUGAAAUAUAUUUGAGGUCAAAGAAGACUUUUUCUUGCCCCCCAUGUAGAGCCCCUGAACGCUGUUGGAGAGGGCCAUCAUCCGGAAAUCCUGACGGGCUAUUGAUUGUUUGGCCCACAUGAUUCAGCGCCUGAAUUUCCUGAGCGGUUAAGGACUCAAGGAACAAACGAUGGAACAAAACUUGUUUGGAGGGGCCCCCAGGUUUCUCACUCGCCCAAAGGCAUUUUCAGUGUGUGUGGGCAAGGAUGCCACACUCAGCUGCACAAUUGUGGGCAGCCCAACUCCACUGAUAACCUGGGAAAAAGACAAGCUGAAGCUGACGUCCGGAGGCCGCUUCAAGACUGUGGAAGAUGGAGACGCUUAUCGCCUGACCAUCUAUGACUUAACUCUGGAGGACAGUGGACAGUACAUGUGCAGAGCUAAGAACAGCGUCGGUGAAGCUUACGCCGCUGUAACCCUCAAAGUGGCGCUGCCGACAGAGAUGUCUCAGAAGGCCCCUGUUUUCAUGGUGAAGCCUGCCUCUGCACGUGUUGUUUUGGGCGGUGAUGUUGUUUUCCACUGCCGAGUUGCAGCUUACCCUGAGGCCAACUUUGAAUGGGAAAAGGAUGGGCGCUACCUGGGGGAGACCAACCGCAUCAAGAUCAUUUCUGAGAGCGAUGGCAGCACUUUAAAGAUCCAGUGCGUACGAAACCUGGACAGCGGCACUUACACCUGCAGGGCCCAGAACACUGUCGGCCGCGCACAAGCUGCGGCUGCCCUCGUUGUAGAUGCUCAGGAUUCCCACCGCCAAGCUGUAGAUAAGAGCAGCUCCCUUCUCUCUCACCUACAGAAGCGCAAAGAGGAGAUCUCCAUCUACCGCAAUGAAGAAAGCAGCGCCUCCAUUUCUUCCUCCUCCACGGCCAAAAUCACGGAUGCUUUCAGUUCUCUGGGCCUGGAACACGAUCUGCGAGCAUCUGCCCUGGCGAAGCUUCCCAAAGGUGUAUUCACUCGUACCUGCACCGUGACUGAGGGGAAACAUGCCAAACUCAGCUGCUUUGUGACCGGUCACCCCAAACCCCACACUAUCUGGAGGAAGGAUGGAACGAACAUCAGCGAGGGCCGCAGACAUGUCAUUUAUGAGGACCAAGCUGAGAACUUCAUCCUGAAAAUCCUGUACUGCAAGCAGACUGAUAAUGGCCUCUACACCUGCAAUGCAACCAAUAUGGCCGGGCAGACCUACAGCGCUGUGUUAGUAACAGUCAAAGAACCCAAGGUGCCAUUCAGGAGAAAGCUGCAGGAUGUGGAGGUGCAGGAAAAAACCUCAGCCACACUCAUGUGUGAGGUGCCUCUUAGUUCCACUUAUACCAACUGGUUCAUGGAGGAAACGCGACUGCAGCAAAAUGCUAAAUAUCGCAUGGAGCAGGACGGCACCCUCCGUCGCCUCACCAUACACAACGUUACCACCAACGACGAUGGAGUUUAUAUAUGCGAGAUGAAAGAGGGCAGUCGCACUGUGGCUGAGCUCACAGUCCUGGGUAACAUAACUAAGAAGCUUCCUCGGAGGACAGUAGUUCCUGUUAGCGACACUGUCAUCUUCUGCGUGGAGCUGGAACAUCCCUAUCCAGACGCCUACUGGACUCGCAAUGGCGAGAAGUUAAAAGAGGAUUCACGUAUUUCAAUCGGCUGCGUGCUUAGACAGUACACACUCACAAUUAGAGAUUGCCAGGCAGAGGACUCUGGAGAAGUGGCGUUUGUGGCUGGAGACUGCAAGACAUCCACCCGAUUCUCAGUUACUGCUGCCCGGAAGCAUCCUCCCGAUCCCCCAGUUGACGCUGUGGUGCAGAACAAAACAGAAUCCUCCAUCACCAUUCAGUGGUCUCCUCCUGACAGUGACCGCCCUGUCCCCAUCAAAGGCUACGUUGUAGAGCGAAGGAAGGUUGGUACCCAAAUGUGGCAGAGGUGCAAUGCUGAAGAAACCAUUGUCACAACAGAGUUUACAAUCUGCAACUUCACUGAAGAAGCUAGCUACCAGUUCCGUAUCUCUGCCAUUAAUGACUUUGGGCAGAGUGCCUACCUGGAGGUACCUGGAACCUUCUACCUUGAACCCACUGCAGAAAUCAGAAAAGGUCUGAUUAACAGCACUGCAGUCUCCGGUGAGGAAUUCUCCAUCUCUGUUGAGCUGUCUGCUGUUUGCUCAGGCUUCUGGUCCCUAAACGGACGCCUUUUGCGCAGCGGAGCCGACUACCUCAUCACCAGGUCAAAAAACAUACACACAUUGCUCAUCCGAGAUGUGACCAUGGAAAUGAAUGGAACUGAAGUCAAGUUUGUGGGUGGAGGCUCACAAAGCAGUUGCAUCCUCAAUGUGAAAGCCCCUUCUGUUAGGUUCACCAACAAAUCCGAUCAUCUAGAGGUGGUGACCUGCAGUGCCCAAGCCACUGCUCAGCUGACUGUUGAGGUGUCAGAUUACGACACACAGGUGGUUUGGACGAAGAACGGACGGGAGCUAAAAAUGGGCAAAAAGUAUGAAUAUGUGCUUAAUGACCGCAAGAGGAUCCUGAUGGUACACAACGUCACUGAGGAAGAUGUGGGCAUUUAUGAUUGUGUGUUACCUGAUGACAAGAUGUCCAUGCAACUCACUCUUAAAGAUGAACCUGCCAAAUUUCUAAACAAAGCCAGAGGUACCAUGGGAAUGUCAUCGACUCUCAAAGGAGAUCUUGAGCUGAGCUGUGAGGUUUCAUCUGCCAGUGCUGCUGUUGUGUGGAGAAAAGAUCAAAUGGAAAUCACUGAGGACCAAAGAACUACCAUCAUCUCCAAAGGGACUCAAAGGAAACUCAUUAUCAAGAGUGCCAAGAAGAUUGAUGAAGGACAUUAUUCGUGUGAGACAGCAGCUGACAAAAUCACAUUCCAGGUUAAGAUAAAAGAAACUCCAGCUGUAGCUGCCUUCUCCAACAAAGAGUCAGUCCAAAAGGAAGUGAAGGCCACUCUCUCCCAAAAAGCAACUCUUACUUGUAAUGUGUCAGAUAGCAAGACAGAGGUGAAAUGGUACAAAGAUGGCAAGCUGUUGAUAUCCAGUAGGACCAUAUACUCAGAAGCAAAAGGCAACACUCGCCAGCUGGUGAUUGAAAAGGUGGAGAAGAGUGAUGCUGGAGAGUAUACCUGUGAAGCUGGAGGGGACAAGCUAGUCUUCAAGAUAUUUGUCACAGAUUCCCAGUCACCUUUCAUCAACAAGGAGUCUAUUCAGAAGGAGGUUAAAGCCAUGCUUUCCCAGAAAGCCACGUUGAGCUGUGAGGUGGUCGAUACCAAGACAGAGGUGAAGUGGUACAAGGAUGGCAAGCUGCUGACUUCCACCAAGACAAUCCAUACUGAGUCAAAGGCCAAGAAUCGCCAGCUGGUGAUCGACAGUGUGGAGAAGAAGGAUGCUGGAGAGUACAUCUGUGAGGCUGGGACUGAAAAGCUGGCCUUUAAGAUACAUGUGCAAGAGAUCCAAGUGAAGUCUGCCUUCUCCAGCAAAGAGUCUAUCCAAAAGGAGGUGAAAGCUACUCUCUCUCAGAAAGCCACUCUCACCUGUGAGGUAUCUGAUAUCAAUACAGAGGUAAAAUGGUACAGGGAUGGCAAGCUUCUGACCACCAGCAAGACAGUUCGUGUAGAGUCAAAAGGCAGGAGUCGGCAGCUGGUGAUCAACAGUGUGGAUAAGAAGGAUGCUGGGGAGUACAUCUGUGAGGCUGGGACUGAGAAGCUGCCCUUUAAGAUACAGGUGUUAGAAGCCCCAGCUGGCUUCUCUAACAUGGAGUCAGUCCAGAAGGAAGUGAAAACAUAUCUCUCACAGAGAGCCACGCUUAGUUGUGAGGUUUCAGAUUCCAAGACAGAGGUAAAGUGGUACAAGGAUGGCAAGCUGCUGACUUCCAGCAAAGGAGCCCACAUGGAGUCUAAGGGCAAAACACGUGAGCUGGUGAUAGAAAAAGUGGAGAAAAAGGAUGCUGGAGAAUAUACGUGUGAGGCUGGAACAGAGAAGCUGGUAUUUAAGUUGCAGCUAACAGAUUUAGCCAUAAAGUUCCAGAAGAAAUCUGUCAAGGACACAUGCGUGGUUCAAACAAGUGAAAGCAUUGUUUUAUCCACUGAACUGACCGCAGAGGGCGGUAGUGUGAGAUGGUUUAGAGAUGGCAUGGAGCUCAAGGAGAGCAGCAAGUAUGAAAUGAAAAAAGAGGGCCUUUCUCAUACCCUGAUAGUGAAAUCUGCAGAAAUGAAAGACAGUGGAACGUACUCUUGUCAAACUGCGGAUGAUAAACUGGAGUUCAAAGUUCAAGUUAAAGAUUCAGCUUUGAAGUUUGUUCUCCCUUUGAAACCUGCCACAGUGGAACUGGGAGGUACACUAAGCCUGAUUUGCGAACUAAAUCAAGCUUUAGGGGAUGCUGUAUGGCACCAUAAUGGCCGUGAGAUUAAACCUGGAGGCAGGUUCUGUGUCCGAGCAGAUGGUGCUAGGCGAAUUCUCACUGUGACUGGCAUGACCAAGGAAGAUGAAGGAGAAUACAGCUGUGAAUGUAGAAAUGACAAGACAUCUGCUAAAGUCUCCUCUAAAGCACCAAGAUUAGUGAGGUUGGUCACCAAACUGAACAACGUGGUUGCAACGGAGCGAAAAGAUGCCGUUUUCAAGUGUGCCGUCAGCCCAGCAGACGUCAGCGUCAGAUGGUUCCACAACAGUAUCCCCAUCGUUUCUGGGCAGAAGUAUAAGCUUGAGCAAGGUGGUGGCAGCCACUCACUUACCAUCACCUCAGUCACUCAGAAAGAUGCAGGAGAGAUAAGUGUUGAUGCAGAAGGCAAAAGCUGCAAAGCUACUCUACAAGUGCAACAUGAACCUGUGACUUUCAAGAAAAAGCUAGAAAACCUGACAGUGGAGGAGCAAAGCGAAGUGAGGAUGGAAGUGGAGCUCAGUAAGGCAUCGGAUGAAGUCAGGUGGAUGAAGAACAGUGUAGUGCUGCAACCUGCAGGAAACAUGGAGAUUCGGGUAGAGGGAGCUAAGCAGGCUCUGGUCUUCAAGAGUGUGACUUAUGCUGACCGUGGCAUCUACUCUUGCGAAACUCUGGAUGAUAAGACCCAGGCCAAGCUCAGCGUGGAGAUGAAGAAGAUCCAGGUAAUAAAGGGUCUAACAGAAACCAAGGCACGUGAAACAGAGACAGUAACACUUGAGGUAGAACUCAGUCAGGUCAAUGUUGAAGGCUCCUGGAACAGAGACAGGGUCAAAUUAAAGUCAGGGCCAAACUGCCAUAUCACAGCUCUGGGAAAGAAGCACAUCCUGACGUUGUCCAGUCUCAAGCAGGAGGAUGCAGGAAUGAUUUCCUUCCAGGCAGAGGGAGUGCAUACUUCAGCUAAACUGAUCGUCACAGAAGCUCCUGCUAUGAUCUCCAAACCUAUUAUGGAUAUGAGUGUUCCUGAGAAGGAGAAGGUUACGUUUGAAUGUGAAGUGUCCAGACCGAAUGCAGAUGUUAGAUGGUUCAAGGAUGAGGUGGAACUAAAACCGGGAAAGAACUUUGCUAUUCAUUCAUUGGGCCAAAAGCGCACUUUGGCCAUCAACAAAUGCUCCCCUGAAGAUGGAGGCACGUACAUCUGCCGUACUACUGAUGAUAACACCUCCGCCAAGCUCACUGUUCAUGCCAGAGAUAUCAAGAUCAUCAAGAAGCUGGAAGAUUUGGAGGUAAUGGAGAAGGAGAGUGCUAAAUUUGUCUGUGAAAUCUCACACGAUGAAGUGGAGUGCCAGUGGUACAAAGGAAACACAAAACUCAAAGCCACUGACAACAUAAAGAUGAGGCAAGAGGGCAGAACUUAUGUGCUGCUUUUCAAGUCUGCUACCCCAGAAGAUAUGGGUGAAAUUAAGUUUACAGCUGAGAAAGCAUCUUCAACUGCUAAACUUAAAGUGAAAGAGCUGCCUGUGAAGUUUGUGAAGCGACUCAGGGAUAAGAUAGCGAUGUAUAAGCAUCGUGGUCAUCUUGAAUGCCAAGUGUCACGUGCCAGCGCAAAGGUGAAGUGGUACAAGAACAAGACGGAGAUCAAACCCAGCAAGAAGUACGAGAUCAAAAGCGAAGACCUGUACCGAAAGCUCACCGUUAAUGAUGUGGACUCUGGGGAUGAAGACACGUAUACCUGUGAUGCCACUGAUGACAAGACAUCCUGUAAACUGCUUGUGGAAGAGCAGUCCAUCAGCAUAGUGCGGGAACUUAGUCCAGUAGAAGUCACAGAACCCUUUGCAGCUGUUUUUGAAGUGGAAAUCAGUAUGGAACUGGUGAAACCUCCUGUAUGGACUUUGAAUGGAGUUGCUCUGCAGGAGGGGCCUGAUGUCGAAAUGGAGAAAGAAGGCACGAUGCACCGUCUCACUUUCAAAAAGACUAAAGCAUCAAUGACGGGAGCUGUACAGUUUACAGCUGGGAAGAGCAAAUCUUUAGCCCAGCUCACAGUUAAAGAGCGCCCUCUUGAGAUUGCAGAAGCCAUUAAAGAUGUUAAGGCGAAGGAGAAAAGUUCAGCCAUACUCAGCUGCAAGUUCUCUGCUCCACCCAAAGAGGUUAACUGGUUCAAAGGUCGAGUACCUCUGGCAGCUUCAGACAAGUACAACAUCAAGCAAGAUGGUACACGUGCCCAAAUUACCAUUCACAGGCUGACUGAGGAGGACAGUGGAGAGUACCGCUGUCAGUCUGGACCUGCUGAGACCAAAGGCACACUUACUGUUGAAGUGCGUGAAAUCAAAAUCACCAAGCACUUGGCCAAUACAGAAGUCGAUGAAGACAGCGAUGCGGUAUUCACCUGUGAGAUUAACUACGCUGAUGAAGAAGCUCAGUGGCUUCUGAAUGACAAGGUGCUCUUCACAAAUGAAGUUAACACCAUCGCUCAUGAGGGGAAGGUUCACAAGCUGACACUGAAGAACCUGGCACCUCAAGAUGGAGGAACAAUCACCUUUCAAGUCCGCAAGGUCAAAGAGUCUGUCAAACUCAAGGUUAAAGAGAAGCGCGCUGUGUUCCUCAAGUCACUAGACGAUGUUAUUGGAGAAGAGAAAGGCAUGAUCACUCUGGCGUGUGAGGCAUCCAAGCCAAGAGUUUCCCCCACAUGGAGAAAAGAGGGUAAAGUCUUAAAAGCUGGGCCAAAAUAUGAGCUCCUUCACACAGGCAAGUCUUUGGGCCUGAUCAUCAAGGAUGCCACCAAAGAUGAUGCUGGGGAGUACAGCUGUGACCUUGGCACUGAGGUAUCCAAGGCAAAGGUUACGGUCAGAGAAAUUGGUAUUGGAAUAACUAAAUGGCUGAAAUCAGUUGAAGUGAAUGAGGGAGAUACAUGCAGCUUUGAGUGCAUCCUGUCUCGUGAGAGCACAGAUGAGUGCUCCUGGACUGUCAAUGGCCAAGCUGUUACAAACAGAGGCCGCUUUAGCAUCUCCACCAAAGGACGCAAAUACAUGCUCACUAUUAAAGAUGUCUCCCCUGCUGAUGCUGGUGAGGUAGUGUUCAGUAUCAAAGACUUGAGCUCCAAAGCAACAUUGACAGUUGAAGGUAAAGCUUCAUCUGUAUCAAAAGGACUGCAGAAUAUUUGUGUCAUUCAAGGGGAAGAUGCUGUUUUUACUUGUGAGGUGACACAGGCUAGUUUUGCUGUAAAGUGGGCCAAGGAUGGUAAAGCCAUCAAAAAGAGCCAGAAAUAUGAGCUCAGCCAGCAAGAUAGAGUCAUGAAACUGACCAUCCAUAAUGUGUCUGCUCAAGACUCUGGAGAGUACAGCUGUGAAGUUAUUGGAGGUGCAACCACCAGAGCUAAGCUAGAAAUCAAGGAGCCAAUCCAUAAAUUCACUAAAACGCUAAAGGACAGUGAAGCAGACGAGAAGGGCUCCGUGACUCUGCAAUGCACGACGGAACAAAUCCCAUCCACGGUUGUAUGGCUUAAAGGUCACACAGAGCUCAAGGCUGGAGGGCGAUAUGAGAUGUCUCAGAAAGAUGGCGUCUUAACUCUCAUGAUCAAACAACUGGAGGAGAACGAUACUGAUAUCUACACUUGUGACGUAGGCACUGCCAAGAGCAUGGCCAAGGUGACCGUUAAAGCUGUGAAGCUGGCAGCUCCUCCUUCAGCUGCUACAGAAUCUAAGAGGCAGGAAACCAAAGAAAAAGCGGUGACAUUGACAACAACUGAACAAACUCCUAAACGGGAUUUUCAGGGACAUUCAAGAGAGCUUAAAGUGGGAAGUGAAGCUGAUAAGCCUUUUGCUGGAACCACUGACAAACCAGCUACCCAGCGACAGGGGACCAAAGAGCAGCUCGCGGCACAGACCUCAGCAGUGACCUUGACAGUUGAAGCUGAGAAGCAGGACACCCUAAAGACAAUUGAAGCUGCACCUGUAGUAUUCAAGAAGGAGCUGAAAAGUCAAGAGGCCAAAGAAGGUGGCGAAGCCUCUCUGUCCUGUGAGGCAUCAAGCCCUGAUCACAAGGUGACCUGGUGGAAGGGCUCAACUCUUCUCACACAGGGAGAGAAAUACACCAUGGAGCAAAAAGCAACCACUCACAUUCUGAUCAUACACAAGCUGAUCAUGGAGGAUAGUGGGGAAUAUACCUGUGAUACUGGAGACCAGAAAAGCACUGCUACCCUGACUGUAAAAGAGCAUGUGCGAAUCAUUCGAGAACUCUGCGACAUUACUGUGACCACUGGGAAAGACGCCGUCUUUGAGGUUGAGCUGUCACACUCUGGUGUCACCAAUGGGGAAUGGUGGCUUUCAGACAACCUGCUUCAAAAUAAUGAUCUGAAUCAAAUGAGCAUUAUAGGGAGAGUGCACCGCUUGGUCCUCAAGAUGGUAACCACGGAUGAAUCUGGAGAUGUUGCCUUCGUGGUGGGAGAAGAGAAGAGUGUGGCCUGUCUUCUGGUGGAGGAGAAACCCAAAGUGCUAAUAUUAGAGAAGCCACACAACACUGUUGCAUUAGAAGGUGAAACGGUCACUUUGGCCUGCACCAUCUCUGACCCCAGUGGUAAGGUUACAUGGAUCAAAAACAAUGUGGCCCUCCAAGCGGGUCUCAAGUAUGACCUGAAGAAGAAUGCAGCAUUUCAUCAGCUUCGUAUUCACAACCUGGUGGCUGAGGACGCCGGAACGUAUACCUGUGACACUGGGGAUGCACAGUGUGAUGUCACGCUGACUGUGGAAGGUGCCCCAGUCUUCUUCCAGACAGAGCUCAAGAACCAGGAUGCCAUAGAGGGUGAUGAUAUUACUCUGCACUGUGAGCUCUCUAAGCCGUGUGUUUGUGUUGAGUGGAGGAAAGGAGGAUUAGUCCUCCGGCCUGGUAAGAAGUAUGAGAUGAGACAGUCAGGGUGUAUUCAAGAGCUCUGUAUAUGGAAUCUGGAGCCUGAUGACAGUGGCUACUACACCUGCGAUGCAGGAGACCAGCUCACUACAGCUUCUUUAGCAGUGCAAGCAAAAGAAGUCGUCAUUGUUUCUGGCCUUAAGUCCACCGAUGUUUUUGUUGGCGAAUGGGCAACUUUCUCCUGCCAGCUCUCUGGUAAAACCCACGGCAAGGUGCAGUGGUGGCUGGAUGGCAGCUUGUUGGAGAACAGCCCCUUUAGUGAGAUAGGGCUGGCCCAGGGCCACAUCCACACACUCACCUUAAAGAACCUGGCCACAGAUGACUCUGGCACUGUCACCUUCAAAGCUGGCAGUUUAACAUCAACAGCCAAGCUCUUGGUCAAAGAUCCCACAGUUGAAGUGGUGAGCGAGAUGGAGGACCUUCGGGUGGUUGAAAACCAGCCGGCUGAGUUCAUCUGCCAGUACUCAAGACCAGUGAAGGCUCAGUGGAAGAAAGAUGGGCAGCCUUUGCAGCCUGAUGGCCGAAGGGUGGUAGUGGAGCAGGACUGGAAUGUGGCUCGCUUGUACAUUAGCCAUGUGUCUGCUGAGGACAGGGGCACAUACUCCUGUGAGGCAGAGGGGACCUGCGUGGUCGCUUCACUUCAUGUGGAAGCCAAACCCAUUACCAUUGUUCAGGGCCUGGAGAAUGUGGACACUUUUGAUGGAGGCGAAGCGCUCUUUGAGUGUGCCCUGUCUCGUCCUGAGAGCAAAAACUGCCAGUGGCUUCUUGAUGGCAAACCACUGAAAGAAUCCCCUAAUGCUGAGGUUGUAUCAUUCGAGAGCGGUCGUCGCCAUCUGCUCCUGCUGAAAGAGCUGCGCGUCAAAGACGGUUGCACGGUGACUUUCAGAGCUGGCGCAGCGUCCACAUCUGCCCAGCUCACUGUUAAAGGUUGGCAGUUGGCCAUUGUGAAGGGUUUGGAGGACAGAGUGGCUGCAGUGGGGGAGAAAGUCGAGUUCUGUGUUGAGCUCACGGAGGUGGUCCCUACGACAGAAGUGGUCUGGUAUGCUAAUGGAGUUGAGCUGAAGCCCAGUGACCUCUGGGCUAUGAGGGCCGAUGGUCGGUCUUACCGCCUUGUCCUGAGACAGGCGCCUCUUUUGCCCCAGCAGGAAAUUACAUUUGCUGCCAGAGAUGCUAUCUCUCUGGCCAAGCUCACCAUCAUCACUGUGCCUGAUCCUCCAGAGGAUCCGGAGGUCCUCAGUAAGACAAAAAAGUCUGUUACCCUCUCUUGGUUCACACCUUUGCAUGAUGGAGGAAGUCCCAUUCUGGGCUACAGAGUGGAGAUCCGAAUGGUAGACAGUGCCCUCUGGCUUCCAUGUCAUUCUGAGCCUGUGCGUAACACCGAAUUUGUGGUUGAAAAUCUCAGUCCAGGCAGUGCCUACAGGUUUAGAGUGGCAGCCAUCAACAGAGCAGGGAUAGGGGAGCCUGUUGAGCUGCCUCAGACUGUUCAGCUUGAAGCACCUCCUCUGCCACAGAUUACUCCAGAUGCAAAACAGGAAGUAACCGAGGCACUGGGACAGCCCAGUCUUCCUCCUGAGGCUGCUGAAGAAGGUGAUCUCCAUGAACUUUGGGAAGCAUCAGCCAAGAAACGACGCAUGAGUCGGGAGCCAACUCUGGACUCCAUCUCUGAACAACCAGAGGAGGAUGGCAAAAGGGGUCAGAGCAAAUUAGACCAGAAUCAGCUUCCACAAUCUGAGAAAGUGGAAGUCAAAUCAACAGAGAAGGAGCAGGCCAUUGUGUCAAAGAAGCAGACAGAAGCCAGCCUGUGCACCAGCUCUGAGGACGAGUCUGUUUCUGGGCGUUCGACGCUUGUUUCCUACCUCAAAAAGAGCAGCAAGACUACUGAGACAGUGACAAAGGAAGCAGAUACUCUAGCCACUGAGAGGUUCUUCGCACAUUUCCAAAUGUCAGAGCAGAAAACUGUGCAGCAGACAGAAGUGAAAACAACUGUAGUUCAGCAAACCCAAGAAAAACACGUGUCUACAGAGGAAACUAGCAUCAUGGAGAUCGGUAAAGAGGAUGACCCUGAGCUCAGAGAAGCUGCUGUUAAGAUUCAAGCUGCCUUCAAGGGCUACAAGGCCCGCAAGGACAUGCGUCCUGUUUUUAAAGAAGUCUUCAAAGACCAGACUAAAGAACCUAAUGGCACCAUACAUCUGGAAUGUGUGACAGAAGGUAAACCUGAUAAGGUCCGCUGGCUGAAAGAUGGAGAACCACUGACGGAUGGCAAGCAUCAUCAUAUUGAUAUCUAUAAUGAUGGCACCUGCUCACUGGUCAUUACUGCAAUCACCACCAAGGACACUGGAGUUUACACAUGUGAAGCCACUAACAAGUUUGGGGUAGCUUCUCACAGUGGUAAGGUGACUGUGGGAACGGUAAGAGAAUCAUCGGGCCGACGGCCGCUUACUGUAGGUUACAGUGCUGACAGUGAGCCUGAGAGCUCCUCCGGAAGUGAGAUGGAUGAGUCGCUGAGACAGGCAAGCAGACGCCUCCGGCGCCUGUUGCGCACGCGUCUCCCACCAGAUGUUGAGGAAGAACCAUUUGUCAGUGCAGAUGAAGGAGACUUGCGAGCCCCAGACCCACAAUCUUACCGUGAAGAUAACAAUUAUAUCUAUAUUCGUUUUGAUUCACGGACAGAAGCUGAAGUUGCCUCUACGAGAUUUCAGGAGAUGUUUACAGUCCAUGGGGUUCCUGUGGAGACCACAAUCUUACCUGCAGGACCUCACAAAGUGGAGCUGCGAAUUAAAAAGAUGAGCUACAUACAAGAUGGUACACAGACGCCCACACAAGAUAGACAGCCUCCUGCUUUCAUGACUGGAGCUCCAGCUGCACCGGUCUUCUUAACCGAGCUACAAAGUCAGGAUGUUCCAGACGGUUAUCCGGUCAGCUUUGACUGUGUUGUGAUUGGCAAGCCACCUCCCACUGUUCGCUGGUAUAAGGAUGGCAAGCUGCUGGAGGAGAACGACCAUUACAUGAUCAAUGAAGACCAGGAGGGCUGCCACCAACUUAUCAUCACCACUGUGUUGCCUACUGAUAUGGGGGUCUAUCGCUGCACAGCUGAAAACAGCAGUGGCAUUGCAUCUACUAAAGCUGAACUCAGGGUUGACAUGUCUUGCAGCUCAGAUUAUGACACUGCUGCUGAUGCCACUGAGACGUCUUCUUACGUCAGUGCCAAAGGAUACAUGUCCAGGGAAACUGAGACCUUUGAGUCUGUAGCUGAAGAUGAUCAGCUACCGCAGGUUGUGGAGGAGCUUCAUGAUGUUCACGUCUGUCCAGGUUCACCUAUUGCAAAGAUGCAGCUUAAAGUAAAGGGUUUCCCGAAACCCAGAAUAUACUGGUUCAAAGAUGGCCACCCUCUACGACCUUCAGAAAGAAUUCAUUUGUUAGCAGAGAGAGACGUUCAUGGCGUGGAGAUCACGGAGGUGAAAAAAGAGGAUAUGGGGGAGUACUCCGUCUACAUCAGCAAUGCAGCUGGUUCUGCUUACUCCUCUGCCCGGAUGAUAGUAUUGAGUCCUGGGGAGAUUUUACCACAAGAGAAAAAGGACCCUAAAGAGCCCCUGGUGCCACCCCGCUUUAUUGAAAGGUUCAGCAAUAGGAAGGUGAAACAAGGAACAAGCAUCACUCUGUCUGUGAAAGUAGAAGGAUCUCCUACUCCCAUGGUCAACUGGCUAAAGGAGGAAUCUUUGGAGGAUGUCCUGUGGAUCAAGCCUGACACUAAAGGAUACAAAAUAGCAAGCUCUGGGCGCCACCACAGUCUCAUCUUGAUGGACGUGGGCACAGAGUACACUGGUGCCUACACCUGCAUUGCAACAAAUAAAGCUGGACAGUCCAUCUGCACUGCUCACUUGGAGGUGGAUGAGACUCCUCAGCCCAAGAAAGAAACAGCGGCUUCAGAGGUUCUUGGGAUUACAGUUAGUCCUCCACAGGAAGAUACUAGCAAAGGAAAAGAGGGCAAAAUGCCUUUCCUAGGUGAAGUAGGUUCAGAGGAAUUCCUCAUGAAACUCACCUCUCAGAUCACUGAAAUGGUAUCAGCCAAGAUCACCCAAGACAGUUUACAGAAUCAUGAAGUGCUCCAGUGGAUGAAAUCUUGGCCCAAAUCUGCCACUUCAUUACGCGUACCAGGUGGUGACAGUGAUGAUGAGACCAAGACACCUUCUCCAUCACCUCAUCACGGUCGCUCCCGUCCUCCCUCCCUCAUUGCUGACUCCUCCUCUGAGUCUGAUGAAGGAGACGCCAGGGGAGAGAUGUUUGAUAUCUAUGUAGCAACAGCUGAUUACAACCCCAUCGUGGCGAGCAAAGAUUCCAUCUCUCUAAAAGAGGGACAGUAUGUUGAGGUUUUGGACUCGGCUCACCCGCUCAAGUGGUUAGUUCGGACCAAACCCACCAAAAUGACACCAUCCCGCCAAGGCUGGGUCUCACCGGCCUACCUGGACAAAAAACUCAAACUCUCCGCUGAUGCUGGCGAUCUUCCAGAAACAAGUGUGGAAGAGGUGUCUGAAGGAGAAUACAAGAGAAAAUUAUUCCAACUGAUCCAGGAACUGAUAAACGGAGAAUCAGAGUUUGUCAAGGAGGUGGAAUUCUUCACCUCCCAUCACCUGAAGCAUGCAGACAGUUCUGAUGCACCGCCUGACGUCACCAGCCAGAAAGAGGCUAUUUUCAGAAACAUUGAUGAUAUCAAAUCCUUCCAUAACAAGGCAUUCCUUCCGAAGUUGAAUGACUGCGACACUGAUGAUGACAUAGCCAUGUGUUUCCUGAAGAACAAGGAGGGCUUUGAGAAGUACCUUCAGUAUCUUGUAGGUCAGAGUCAAGCUGAAUCUGCCAUCAGUGACAAGACUGUGCACAGCUUCUUUAAGGAAUAUACUGACACAGCGCAGGCUAAUUCAGACCCUGCAGAUCCACCAGUAAGAAGCAUAAAUGCCUAUCUCCAACAGCCACUGGAGAGGAUUCAGAAGUACAAGGCCUUCCUGAAGGAGCUCAUUCGAAACAAAGCAAGAAAUGGUCAGAACUGCUGCCUGCUGGAAGAAGCUUUUGCAAUGGUGUCUGCACUCCCUCAGCGUUCUGAGAAUACCCACCAUGUCUCCAUGAUUGAGAACUAUCCUGCCACCCUCGAAGUUCUUGGAGAACCAAUUAGACAGGGGCCUUUCCAAGUGUGGGAGGGUGCUCCUGGAAUUAGAACGUCCUCUAGAGGUCACCACCGUCACGUCUUCCUCUUUAAGAACUACUGCAUUAUCUGCAAGCCCAAGAGAGACAGCAACACUGAUACACAAGCAUAUAUUUUCAAGAACAUGAUGAAGCUGAAUAACAUUGAUGUGAAUGAGACAGUGGAGGGUGAUGACCGUGCCUUUGAGAUUUGGCAUGAGCGCGAGGAUUCUGUGAGGAAGUACACCUUACAAGCCCGAACUGUUACCAUCAAGAACUCGUGGCUGAGAGACCUCAGAGAACUGCAGCAGCGAUACAGCAUGCCUGCAUGGAGUUCCCCUGAUUUUGAUGAAAUUCUGGCAAACUGCACAGCAGAGCUGGGCCAGACUGUUAAGCUGGCUUGCAAAGUUACUGGAGUACCCAAACCUGCGGUUACCUGGUACAAGGAUGGACGCGCAGUGGGGGCAGAUCCACAUCACAUCAUCAUCGAGGACCCUGAUGGUUCCUGCACACUAAUCCUGGACAAUAUGACUGCAGAUGAUUCUGGUCAGUACAUGUGCUUUGCCACAAGUCCAGCUGGCAAUGCCAGUACUCUGGGAAAGAUCACAGUUCAGGUACCUCCUCGUUUUGUAAAUAAAAUAAGGAAUGCCAUCUUUGUUGCCGGUGAGGACGCUCAGUUCACCUGUGUAAUACAAAGCGCCCCCAAGCCCAAAGUGAGGUGGUUCAAGGAUGGCAGGCUGCUGACUGACCAGCAGAAAUAUCAGACCUACAGUGAGCUCCGGAGUGGCGUUCUGGUUCUGGUAAUCAAAAACCUGACAGAGAGAGACCUUGGACACUAUGAGUGCGAGUUGUCGAACCGUCUGGGCAGUGCAAAGUGUGCUGCUGACUUGGUCUUCCCCUCCGCUGUGGCUCGCUCUGGUGAGCAGGCCAUCACCAUUGAAGUUACCGAGCAGGAGACGAAAAUACCAAAGAAAACCAUCAUCAUUGAGGAGACUAUAACCACCGUGGUGAAGAAUCCUCGAAUGAGAAGACACAGAUCACCUGGCUUGACUCUUGCUGGUGUCCACCGCUCUGAGACUUCCACCCCCGAGCUUCCUACAGCCAGGACAAGGAGGAUGCCCACUCCAAGAAAGACCACUAUCCCAACUCUCUAUGUUACUGAUCCCCAGGGGGCGGAAGCCAGGGGAACAGAGAGCAAGCCCAGGUGGGUUGAAGUAGAAGAGGUCAUCGAGUAUAAGGUCAAUAAGUCUCCCAGGUUGUCCAGGAGGAGAGGUAUUUCGCCAGCAGGGUCUGAUCGUGCAGGCACACCCUCGAGACCCAAAAGGUCUCCAGUGGAAAACCCAAAUGCUAACAAUUCCAACAACAAGCUUGUGGAGCAAGCACAGGCCCACCUGCAGGGAGACAUCAGCAGCCAGCCGCUCUCCUGGGAGGAAGAGGUGACUGAUGCUGCAUCUGGGUCUGCUUCUGGGGAGCCGCACGAGCUCUCUUCUGUUCUCACUACAGCUGGAGAAGAUCACGACGACCUGGAUGAUCAACAAACUGUAAUUUUUGAACCCGAUGACGAGGAGGAUACAUCUGCAAGAAAGCAAGAGCCUGUGUUCCUAAAACAAGGAGAUCGUGUUUUAACCCUUGAGGACUUGGAGGAUUACGUCCCAGAGGAAGGAGAGACUUAUGGCUCCUCCCACACGCAACACGUUAACGAAAAGCCUUGUGAGAUCUCUGUGCUUCAGAGAGAGAUUGGCGGUUCUACAGUGGGACAGCCGGUGCUUCUCAACGUGGGCCGGCCUGAUGUGGUGCCCCGGCAAAGGACUGGCUUCUUCAGUCGGUUCAGGGAGAAUCUCUCCAGCAGCCUUUUCUCAUCUGCUGUCCCACCGCAGGCCAGGGAGGCUCGGUCCAGGGCGGAGAGGAACGUGCCUAUUCAAGUGAGCCAUGCAAAGCUGGAAGUGAAGCCUUCGUACUGCUCAGAGGUGCAGAGAGUUGAGGGCAGGCAGCAGAGUUUUAAAACCAAAGUGUCAACUCAGACCUAUGGUUACACAUCAGUUGGCAAUCCUGUCACUCUUCAAAUUAGAGAUGACCUUUAUCAGAACCAGUGAAAAGCAAACAUUUAAUUUGGCAUCACAAACCCUCUUAGUCUUAAAUAGGGACAUUCACUAAACAUGAAAAUACAGAUCGUAACCUGAGCAACAUUUACUGCAUUUGACAAACCAUUCCAUUUUUAGCCUGCCAAUCAGAUAAUAGUGUCAUCCUUAGAUAUUUUCUUGACAGACUGUUAGACUCUACUGUCUCUUACAGAUGAGAUGGAAACUAUAGGGAUAUACAUGUUGUGUGAUGUACAAUAUGCAUGAUGGGCAGAAGCUAAGAAAGGUCUGACAUUUACUGAUUAAAACCUUCAUAUCUAAUGGUGAGUUGAAGUCUUUAAAUAAAAUAAAUGCUUUUUGGUUAUACAUACAGUGAUUGACAAAUUUAUGAGACUGCCACCCCCAGUGUAAGGUUUAUGUCACAGCUCCCUAAAUUAACAGUACUGGUGAUUACCAACAUCAGUUUUAUGUUUCUGUGAUGGUUAAUCCACUGGUAUACCAUAUUACAGUUAUUUACUUGCAUGAUUGUUAUAAUUAAUUUGUGACUGCAGAGAAAUCUAGUGUCUAUUUUUUAUUGGUCUUUAUUGGGUAUAAAAUGCAUUUUUGAGAGAUAACAAAUUACAAUGAUGUUUAACAGUGUACCUACGCUGAAUGAUCAGCUUUACUCCCCAGUAUUAACUGAUCCAGAUGUAAUCCUUAGUCCAUUGCAACAUACAUGAAUAGGAUUUAUAUUUUUUCAGGUUUUACUUUGGUACCAUUCAGGUCAUGCUAUGGCACUUUGGAUUCCUGGAGCUGGAAAUAUUGGGAGGUAAUGAGAUGCAUGUUUCAAGUAAGCAACACUGAAUAUAAAAGUAGUGUAAACUUGGGGACUGUUGUGUUUCAGGAGCUGUUAGUUAAUCAAAUUGGAGAAUCACAAGUCUCUACUACAUUAUUUUGUGGUGUUGUGAAUGAUUCCUUAGUGAGCAGUUUAUAAACACGACAUUUGCACGAGCAAAUCAUUUGGUAGGUGAACAGAUGCCUGUUUCCAAGUUCCUACCAUCAACUAACUGAAUUUUUUACUCAACUUUUUUGGCAUUUGUGUCUGCUAGUGCGGUGAAACAGCCUGUAAACCCAGGCUGUUACAGGGAUAUUCCUAUGCAAGUGACAAAUAUGUAGAUGAGUGACUGCAUGUAUUUGCUUCUCCAAGACAGAUGUGUUUCUCUAGAAUAACCAGUUGUCAUCCUAUAUUUGAUUGAGCGCAAAUGUUUAUGCAAAGUACUUCAGCUGACAAAAUUUACUAACUUUUUAGUGCAAUUUAAAAGUAACUAGAGUAACUUCCUAAUUAAACAUGUGUGGUGUUUGUGUUGAAAAGGUGUCUGUUAAAAGGAUGAUUUUAUGUAAUAAUUUUAAAUCACAAACUGAUUGUACUUGCUUGUACUGUACAUGUGUAGUUUUGGACAAAACAUGGUUGAGUACAACGUGUUCAAUUGAAUAAAAGUACUGCAAAUAUGCCACAUAA
Messenger RNA from Pundamilia nyererei, 18118 nucleotides. It is a transcript of the gene obscnb, whose product is annotated as obscurin, cytoskeletal calmodulin and titin-interacting RhoGEF b. Gene Ontology annotation, molecular function: guanyl-nucleotide exchange factor activity; protein binding. The transcript has 73 exons. The record is from RefSeq and is a predicted model, not a curated record. Lineage: Eukaryota; Metazoa; Chordata; Actinopteri; Cichliformes; Cichlidae. Bases 256 to 16635 code for a protein of 5459 amino acids.